AACUUCCGGUGCUGAGCUCGCCGGGGCCUUUUGGAUCAGUCCGUUCUCUUCUGCACGUGUCAGCCGCCGUCUCUAUAGCUUUCGCGAUGCUCCCUCUGCUGCGCUGCGCGCCCCGCGCCUUGGGUGCCGCCGUCGCCGGCCUCCGCGCUGCUGCGCCCUCCGCACCUCUCCGGCCGCUACUGCAGCCCGCGCCGCGGCCGUGCACCCGGCCCUUUGGGCUCCUCAGCGUGCGCGCAGGCUCUGCGCGGCGGCCCAGCCUCCUGCGGCCUCGCGGACCUUGCGCCUGUGGCUGCGGCGGGCUGCACACCGAAGGGGACAAAGCUUUUGUUGAAUUCCUGAAUGAUGAAAUUAAAGAGGAAAAGAAGAUACAGAAGCAUAAGUCCCUCCCCAAGAUGUCUGGAGGUUGGGAUCUGGAAGUGAAUGGGACAGAAGCCAAAUUAGUGCGGAAUGUUGGUGGAGAAAAAAUCACUGUCACUUUCAACAUUAACAAUAGUAUCCCACCCACAUAUGACGGGGAGGAAGAGCCCUCCCAAGGGCAGAAGGCUGAAGAACAGGAGCCUGAAUUGACAUCCACUCCCAAUUUUGUGGUUGAAGUUAUAAAGAAAGAUGGCAAGAAGGCCCUUGUGCUGGACUGUCACUAUCCAGAAGAUGAGGUUGGACAAGAAGAAGAGGGCGAGAGUGACAUUUUCUCCAUCAGGGAAGUAAGCUUCCAGUCCACUGGUGAAUCUGAAUGGAAGGAUACAAAUUACACACUCAACACAGAUUCCCUGGAUUGGGCCUUAUAUGAUCACCUAAUGGAUUUCCUUGCGGACCGAGGGGUGGACAACACUUUUGCAGAUGAGUUGGUGGAGCUUAGCACAGCCCUAGAGCACCAGGAGUACAUUACUUUUCUGGAAGACCUCAAAAGUUUCGUCAAAAGCCAAUAGAGCAGACAAGAUGCUGAAUACCUUAAUUUUAUGGCAGGCUUUGCCAGUGAACAAAACCUAAUCUGAUGCCAGGCAUGUACUUUGAAAUGUUUUCGUCCUAACAUCAUGGAAAACGAUUUGAAUUUAAAUUAUUUGUUGCCUUUUAUUUACUAUUCAUUUCUUUCCUCUGUACAAAUCUAUUAUUUCUAGAUUUUUGUAUAACAUAAUGAUGGACAAUAAAAUUGGUUUAUCUCUAAGGUGGUGAUUUAUCUCUAAGGUAAUCUC
Pteronotus mesoamericanus is the source of this 1190-nucleotide messenger RNA. It is a transcript of the gene C1QBP, whose product is annotated as complement C1q binding protein. Gene Ontology annotation, biological process: regulation of complement activation; negative regulation of mRNA splicing, via spliceosome; cytosolic ribosome assembly. The record is from RefSeq and is a predicted model, not a curated record. Gene Ontology annotation, cellular component: mitochondrial matrix; nucleus; cell surface. The transcript is spliced from 6 exons. The coding region runs from base 87 to 926 and encodes 279 amino acids. Lineage: Eukaryota; Metazoa; Chordata; Mammalia; Chiroptera; Mormoopidae. Gene Ontology annotation, molecular function: kininogen binding; complement component C1q complex binding; transcription corepressor activity.